Molecule: messenger RNA, 2046 nt
Organism: Penicillium olsonii
Lineage: Eukaryota; Fungi; Ascomycota; Eurotiomycetes; Eurotiales; Aspergillaceae
Source: the annotation of a GenBank genome assembly
AUGGAGUCUCCAACCCCGCACUCGGAGCCCGAGGCCGACCUCAUCGCAGUACCCGACCGACCAGACGAGAUGUCGAGCCACGCAGCUCUCCAUACCAUCAUUCAGUUGAUCCAGUGCACGCAAUGCUCGCGUCCACUGCGCACACCACUUCGACUACCCUGUGGAAACACCGUGUGCCGGGAAUGUUUGCCCCCUUGUCGGCUACGGACGGGUAUCACCUAUCCCGUAGCGGAGGGUAGGGACGAGGAGUUCACGUGUCCGUGGACAGGAACCGAAGGAUGUAUCGGGGAUCAUUGCGCCGGUGACUGCAGCACUGAUGUCCUGCUUGUGAAGCUGGCUGGGGUAUUCGAGCAGCUACUGGGGGAUGCGACCAACGACGCUCCCCCGCCCCCAGGCGUCGGUAAUUUGGUUCGAUGGCGAGUCGACGAAACGCAUGGGUUUGAAAGCGCCCAGCUGGAGCAAGUCGGGUUGAAAGGUCUAUACAGCCUCGCAUCGGAGGGUCGUUUCCCUUGCGACGCAAUCGACGUUUUCCACGAAACUUCUCACACACUCGAGGGAAGAGCAGACCCGCAAAAUCUUGUUCAACGCCAGAAACUCUAUGACAAUCUUCGUGCCGAGCUGGAUUGCCAGGUCUGCUACGCACUACUCCUUGAUCCUAUCACCACGGCUUGCGGCCACACUUUCUGUCAAAAAUGCGUCGCCCGGGUACUGGAUCACGCCGAUCUUUGUCCCAUCUGUCGUCGAAAGCUGGGCAUGCCAAGCAUACAGGCGGAACCUGUCAAUAAGACGGUAUCGCGACUGAUUGAUUACUUUUUCCUCGACCAGGUCAAAGAUAGACGCGCUGCUGUCGAGCAAGAUGAAACCGGUCCAGAUUAUGAGAAGAAUUUGCCACUCUUUGUUUGUACGCUUGCAUUCCCAACUAUGCCGACUUUCCUCCACGUCUUUGAGCCCCGGUAUCGACUUAUGAUCCGGCGAGUGAUUGAGAAUGGCAAUGGGAAGUUCGGUAUGGUUAUGUACAACCGACGCGGCCGGCUUCAGCUCGGUCAUGUGGACGAUGCACCUUUCAUGCAACAUGGAACGCUUUUGAUGAUAGAGCGAUACGAGUUGCUUCCUGAUGGUCGGAGUCUGGUUGUGGCUACGGGUGUGUCACGGUUCAAGAUCACUGACUCUGCAAUGUUGGAUGGAUAUUAUGUUGCCAAAACAGAGCGCGUGGAGGAUAUACCGCUGGCAGAAGAGGAGCGUCUUGAGGCCCUGGAGACCUCAACACAUGGUGAAGAUGUUCUGCCAGAGAGUGUCCCUUCUGAGCCCGAAUUAGACUCAAUGUCCACGCAGCAACUUCUUCUCUUGGCAAGAGAAUUCAUCAGCAACCAGCGCAGGUCUGGGGCCCCUUGGUUGCACCCUCGGGUCAUGCUGGCAUAUGGGCCAAUACCCGUGGAUGCCGCACGAUUCCCCUGGUGGUUUGCAAGCAUUUUGCCUAUAUCCGAAGAAGAGAAAUACCCCAUACUAUCUGCCACAAGCGUUCGUGAGAGGCUGAAGGUCUCGGCAAAAUGGGCAAGACAACUCGAAGCUCGAGAUUGGUCUACCCCUGGAUUCCUCACGUCAAUGUCACCAAGCGGAUUCACAGCAUUCUCCUCAUUGACGCCACUUUCAUUCUCCAUAUCCAUUUCAUUCGGUGGCUCUCAGCUCUCGAUCCCCGAGACAAGCCCUCCGAUGUCCCAUGAGCAUGCCCAGCAUCGCGACACGGGACAGUCCGAUUCGGAAGAAACUCACAUUCCUCAGGUGUUUGUGAUUGGUGCGUUCCUCGCAAUCUUCUUGGCUCAAGUCGGUGUCAACUUUUUGCACGCUGUACGAAACGGACGACGCAGGCGACGGUUCUUGGAAAUGCAGUUCCCACACCCUUUACCUCAACGAGACCGGGCUGGAAUCGGGGGAACUGGAGAACCUCCAAACAAUACAAAUCCCAGGGCAGAACUUGCAACCAACAACGACAGACAACAUGUUCCGGUCAAUGCGCCGGAACCUGGACAUGGGCCUGGGCCCCUUUAA